Molecule: messenger RNA, 3705 nt
Organism: Gryllus bimaculatus (two-spotted cricket)
Lineage: Eukaryota; Metazoa; Arthropoda; Insecta; Orthoptera; Gryllidae
Source: the annotation of a GenBank genome assembly
CCGCGCGACCGGAUGUGUGGGACCCGCAGCCUCGCGUGGCCGCCGGCUCCGCGCAGCUGCGCGUGGCGAGCGGCGAGUCCCGGAAACAAAAGCCGCCCGCGCUUACCUGUUCCCUCCCCCCGCUCGUGUUGUAGGUGGCGGCGGCGGCGGGUCGGAGGUGCGCAUCUGCGCGCGGGAGCCCUCGUGCUGCACGCCUGAGAUGGAGCGCCGCCUGACGGUGCGCAGCCGGCGCGAGUUCGACCGCGCGCUCGCCGCGGCGCUGGCGCCGCUCGCCGAGACGCUGCGCGCGCGCGCCACUCGCUUCGACGAGUAUUUCAAAACAAUGCUGUCGACAUCGAAGCGAGACUUCCACGACAUGUUCCGGCGCACCUACGGCAUAAUCUACGAGCAGAACUCGUUCGUGUUCACCGAUCUCUUCGACGAACUGGAGCGCUAUUACCUGAAGGGGCGCGUCGACCUGGAAGAAGCGCUGGAUAACUUUUUCAGCACCCUGUACCAGAAGAUGUUUACCGUUAUCAAUGCUCAAUAUCGUUUCGACGACUCGUAUCUACGUUGCGUGGGUGAACAUAUGGCAGAGUUGAAACCAUUUGGAGAUGUACCAGCAAAACUUUCUGUGCAGCUGCGUCGUGCAUUUGUAGCAACUCGUACUUUUGCUCAGUCACUUUCAAUAGCAAGUGAUGCAGUCACCAAUAUGGCAAAGAUUCCUCCUAGUCCUGAAUGUUUACGAGCACUUACUAAGAUGUCAGGUUGUCCAACAUGCACUGGAUUGGUAGAAGUCAAAGCUUGCAAUAAUUAUUGCAUCAACGUUAUGAAAGGCUGCCUCACAUAUCAUACCCAACUAAAUAAUGAAUGGAAUGCAUUUGUAGAUGCACUAGAUCAAUUGGUAGAGAGACUGAAAGGACCUUUUAAUAUUGAAAUUGUUGUGAAUCCCAUUAACAUCAAGAUAUCGGAAGCCAUAAUGAACUUUCAAGAAAGUGGCACCGAAGUGUCACACAGAGUAUUUCAAGGUUGUGGAAAGCCUAAGUUGGGUCGUCGCAGAAGACGAGAUACCACGGAACUGGACUUUGGCCGUCAUUCACAUAGACCUGGUAAUCACAGAGACCGAGAAGAAACGGAAGAUGAGGUCACCCUAGAAACUCUGGUCAAAGACAUUAGAGUAAAGGUCAACGACACUCGCCAGUUCUGGGCAAAUCUUCCUUACCAAGUGUGCAAUGAUGAUAAAGUAGCUGCCAGUCCAGCUUUGGAUGACAGCUGUUGGAAUGGAGAAAAGAAAGCAAGAUAUGAAGUUCAAGUCAGUAAGGAGCAGAGAGCAAAUCCAGAAGUAUCUGUGGAUCCCAGUCGGGAAAGUGUGCAUCUAAAUGAGCAGCUGUAUGUACUUCGCACUUUGAUAAGUAAAUUGAAAAGUGCUUAUGUGGGGCGAGAUGUUGAGUGGAUUGACAAUGAGGACUCAACUUAUGGCUCUGGCAGUGGCUCAGGUGAUGGAGGGUCAGAUCGAAAUGACCCUGAUAAUGAUAGUGAACCAGAAGGAUCCGGCGAUGAUGACUAUCAUGACCGACGAUAUGGUGGUUAUGAUCCAUCUUCUGGUCGUCCUGACCCUAAUAGACCUCUCGAUCCACGAAAUAAUCACCCGGAUCAUCCUUCAGGUCCUGGGUCAUCAGGUGCGACUCACCCUCGCCUUUCUCCAGCAAGGGCAGUAUCUUCCUACUUGUUGCCCAUUGUGGUUGUGUGGUUUGGAGGUCUCUUCUCAGACUGGCUGUGAUUUUCUCCAAGAAUUGUGUGUUGAAGACAAACUGAUUUUGAAUGGGCUGGAUUUUCCUUGGUCUUUUCCAGCAGUUGAGAAAUGAUAUUAGCUCGCCGGAUUGUGAUCGUCUCUGAAGCAGUAGCUGUAAAUCAUGCUGCACUGAACAUUGGCUCGAGUGACAGUGUUGUGUGAUUUGUAUUAGUUAUUCAGGGACCUAUAGGAAUGGAGUGCUACCUCAAAGAACUGAGAUUCUUGGCACUGACGUAAUUUCUUUCAAAUAAAGACAUGCAAAACAAAUCUCUAUUCUAGAGAUCAGCGGCAUUGUGUAAGAGGUGCUUCAGUGUAGGAUUUGAUGCUACAAAUAUUCCAAACAGUACCUCUGUGAUGUCCUGUGUGAUAUAUUAGUCUGUGUAUGUACGUGUGCAUGUACACGUGUGCAUGUAUAUGAUUGAAUGUAACUAACACCAGUACCUUACAUAGUUCCAAAGCCUUGAGAAAGGUAUGUAGUUGAAAAUGGAAAGGCAUAACAGUACUGAAGACAGGGUAGAUGUGUACGUAAUUUUAGCCAGAAAUGUAUAUCAAAAUCAUUUCUAUCCAGAAGUUAUGUGGAGAAACAGCCCAUCAUGUUAUGUCAAGAGAUACGUAAUAACGUUAAGCAGAUAGAAGUGCAACAGUUUUGUUCAAUGUUGCUGUUUGCAAGAGCCUAUGCAGAAGAGAUUUUUCUACUCUGCCCAGAACCUGUAGCUAGGUUGAUGUUUGAUGGGAUAAAAACACCCUUGUCAAAAAAACAAAAAACAACAACAAUCUUUAUAGUCAAAAUGCCAUUGCCUUGUGGCUGAAGCUGUGCUGUUAAUGUUGUGAGCCAUGUUGGAAGUUCUUGGAUGCAGGAUUAUUCCAUUCAUGUCUUUUUACUACAAUUUUGUACAUUUGUUUAAGUAUUAUAGUGACAUGCAAAGUCACAUUGUUUGCUUUGUACACUGUACAUAGUUUGGUUCUUUAGCCUUAAUUUUAUUUGUAGUUCAGAUUCUGUGAACUUAAAAUGCACUUGUGUAUCUCUCUUCUUUUUUUUUUUUUUCUUUAAGGUUUUAAAAAUAUUAUGUAAAUACUGUCUUAUUAUUAUCCUGCUUUCAUGAAAGCAUCCAUUUUGGACAUAUUUGUGCAGCAAUAGUGAAAUUUUGCUGGUCACUAAAGCAAGAAUAUAUAUUUUGUAGAUUUUGAAGCCCUAAGUGAAUAGUCCUUAACACUGAGGCAAAACUGCCAUAAUAAAAAUAUGAGAAAUAACUACCAGUUUAAAUUAUUACAUGUAGCUGCUCAACAGUGCAGCAUCUCAAAAUGCAUUAAAGCAUUUCUAAGAAAGAAAAGAAAAUAAGCCAGAAAAGAUUUAUAAUUAUACAUUCAGUGCUAUUUUGAAACAAGUUAUGAAUUCAUAAUAAAAAGAAGUAUAUGAAAAGAUAGUUCCCUUUUUUAAGAGACUUUUGCAGGCACUGCUUGGAACAAGGUAACAUUUCAAAAUAAUGGGUGGGAAAUAUGUUGAGAGGGAGGGGAAAAUUUUGUACUUGUAGGCAUGUGAAAUAUAGUAUUAAUGUACAAACCAGAUUGAAUCUAAAGCUGCAGGGAAAUGUUAUGCUAACUAAUAUUAGUAAACAAUCAAAUAAGGAAUCAUUAAGAUGCUAAUUUAUUCUGCAGCUGCUUAGUUGUCAUAAUUAUUUUUGAUGCUGGUUUCUUUUCUAUGUUAGCAUACAACCCCAUAAAUAUAACAUUUGUGCAGGAAUUUCCUGUAUACCUGAUUUUUCAUUGUACAAUACUCAAAUCCUUUUGUGUUUUCUAUGUCAUGUAACUGUGUAAAUUAUUGAAGUUGCAGAAGUUGAAGCAGUUAAAACAAGUGAAUAUGCUGCAUGCAUUAAUUUUUUUUAAACUUUAUUGUCAUUCAUUGUAUAUUGAAAAAAAAGAAACAUGCAUACACA